This is a messenger RNA of Pleuronectes platessa (European plaice), 2490 nucleotides long. RefSeq names its product extracellular calcium-sensing receptor-like. The transcript has 7 exons. Gene Ontology annotation, molecular function: G protein-coupled receptor activity. Lineage: Eukaryota; Metazoa; Chordata; Actinopteri; Pleuronectiformes; Pleuronectidae. The record is from RefSeq and is a predicted model, not a curated record. Bases 229 to 2490 code for a protein of 753 amino acids. Gene Ontology annotation, cellular component: membrane. Gene Ontology annotation, biological process: G protein-coupled receptor signaling pathway.
AUAUUUACUGUAUAUAUACACAUUUAUUUCACCGAGGAGGAAGCUCCUGUCUGUCAGAUACUGGGGAGUCCAGAGAUCCCCCUGUUGUCUAAACGGGGAGAUGUGACAAUCGGGGGAGCCUUUUCUAUCCACAGCAAAAUUGCACAACCUCCACUUUCUUUUACAGUGAAACCAACACGCCUCACAUGCUCCAGUGUCAACCUCAGGGAGUUUCGAUUUGCCCAGACCAUGAUUUUUGCAAUUGAAGAAAUAAACAAAAGUGACGUCCUUCUUCCCAAUGUUUCUAUCGGAUACCGUAUUUAUGACAACUGUGGCUCAACGCUAUCCUCGAUGCGAGCGGUGAUGGCCCUGAUGAACGGCGACGAGUUGACGACAGGAAAGAGCUGCUCCGGUCAGUCAGCCGUUCAUGCUAUUAUCGGGGAGUCUGAGUCUUCGUCAACCAUCGUGCUGUCACGCACUACAGGACCAUUCAAAAUACCAGUGAUAAGUCAUUCAGCUACUUGUGAGUGUUUGAGCAACAGGAAGGAGUAUCCCUCUUUCUUUCGAACCAUUGCCAGUGACCUUUACCAGAGCCGAGCCCUCGCCCAGCUGGUCAAGCACUUUGGCUGGACGUGGGUCGGGGCAGUCAACAGCGACAGCGACUAUGGUAACAACGGCAUGGCCAUCUUCCUGGCCGCAGCCCAAGAGGAGGGCGUCUGUGUUGAGUAUUCUGAGAAAUUUCAUAGGGAAGAACCGGAGAAACUGAUGAAAGUGGUCGAAGUGAUCCGUAAGAGCACUGCCCGGGUCAUCGUGGCCUUCCUGGCCCACGUAGAGAUGAACAACCUGCUGGAGCAGCUGAGUCUCCACAACAUCACGGGCCGUCAGUUCAUUGGUGUGGAGGCCUGGAUCACUGCCGACAGCCUUGUGACUCCGACCAGCUUUACUGUCCUGGGAGGUUCACUGGGCUUCGCUGUGCAGAAAGCCAACAUCAGUGGCCUGGAUGAGUUUUUAACCAAAGAUUUCUGGCAGGGAGAGUUUAAGUGCAAGGAGGGACAUAACAACAGCAUUACAGGAGCUGCACCUUGCAAAGAAAACCACAAUCUUACAGAGCUGAAAUAUUAUAAUGAUGAUGUGACGGAGCUGAGAUACUCCGGUAACAUCUACAAAGCCAUCUAUGCUGUGGCCUAUUCUCUGCACAGCAUGUUGAAGUGCUCACAAAGUCAGGGGUGUGACAGGACGGUGAAGGUUACACCCUGGCAGGCGGUGGAGUCUCUUAAGCAAGUGAACUUCACGACUAAGAAUGGGGAGCAGGUGUGGUUUGACAGCACCGGAGCAGCUGUGGCCCUGUAUGAGGUGGUAAACUGGCAGCGUGGAUCAGACGGGUCGGUCCACUUCAAACCUGUUGGUUACUAUGAUGCCUCCCUGCCGCCGGGAAAGAAGUUCGUCCUCAAGAAUGACGCCAUAAUGUGGCCUGGAGGAAACACAGAGCUGCCGGUGUCAGUGUGCAGUGAGAGCUGUCGUCCAGGAACUCGUAAAGUCCUUCAGAAAGGAAAACCCGUCUGCUGCUACGACUGUAUUCCAUGUGCAGAGGGAGAAAUCAGCAACACCACAGAUUCUAAUGGAUGCAAAAAGUGUCCUGAGGAGUACUGGUCCAAUCAAAACAGAGAUGCUUGUGUUCUGAAAAAUGUUGAGUUCCUCUCCUUCACUGAGGUUAUGAGUAAAACACUUGUGUUUUUCACUGUGUUUGGUGUAGUUCUCACUUUAAUUGUGGCAACGCUAUUCCUGAUCAAUAAGGACACUCCCUUGGUGAAGGCCAACAACUCGGAGCUGAGCUUCCUGCUGCUCUUCUCCCUGACUCUGUGCUUCCUGUGCUCCCUCACCUUCAUCGGCCGGCCCUCUGAGUGGUCCUGCAUGCUGCGACACACUGCUUUCGGCAUCACCUUCGUCCUCUGCAUCUCUUGUAUUCUGGGGAAAACUAUAGUUGUGUUAAUGGCCUUCAGGGCGACACUUCCAGGCAGAAAUAUGAUGAAAUGGUUCGGUCCUGCACAGCAGAGAAUCAGCGUUCUGAUGUUCACUCUGAUACAGAUUUUAAUUUGCAUUCUUUGGCUGACGAUUAAUCCUCCAUAUCCCUUCAAAAAUGUAAGCCACUAUAAGGAGAAGAUCAUUCUUGAGUGUGCCCUUGGAUCACCGAUAGGCUUCUGGGCUGUGUUAGGAUACAUCGGAGUCCUUGCUGUCCUUUGUUUUGUACUUGCUUUUUUGGGUAGAAAGUUACCUAAUAAUUUCAACGAAGCUAAAUUGAUCACCUUCAGCAUGUUGAUAUUCUGCGCAGUCUGGAUCACAUUUAUUCCAGCUUACGUCAGCACUCCUGGGAAGUUAACUGUGGCUGUGGAGAUAUUUGCUAUUUUGGCCUCAAGUUAUGGAAUUCUCUUUUGUAUAUUUGCACCUAAAUGCUUUAUUAUUGUUCUAAAACCGGAAUUGAACACAAAGAAACAUCUGAUGGGAAAAACAUGA